GAUAAACACCAUUUUUUUUGAAGAUACAAUAUGUAUUUUUGGAUUCUUUGACAAAAAUCAAGUGUCCAUAGUUUGUAGAUUUUUAUCAAAAUCUUCAACUUGAUUCCACUGAUUUUUAUGCCUAUACUGUCCUUCCUGUUUUUAUUGCUCUUGUUCUAUAGUACAACUUGAAAUCUGGAAUGAUGAUAGAUACCUGUAAUAGUUUUUUUUUAUUAUCCAGGAUUUUUUUUUUAGCUAUCUCUUGUGUGUGUAUAUAUAUGAAACAUAAAAUUGUCCUUUCAAGUUCUGUGAAUAUCUGUGAAAUAUUGAUGGGCAUUACAUUGAAUCUAUAGAUUGCUUUUGGUAAGGUGGCCAUUUCACUGUAUUAAUUCUACCAAUCCCUGAGCAUGGGAGAUCCUUCCAUCUUCUGAUACCUUCUUUAAUGUCUUUCUUCAAUGUCUUAAGGUUGGUGUUAUGUAAGUAUUUAAUUUGGUUGGUUAGUGUUGCCCCAAGAUAAUUUUUGUGGCUAUUGUGAAAGGUUUUGUUUCUCUGAUUUCUGUCUCGGGUCAUUUGUCAUUUGUGUAUAGAAGGGCUACUGAUUUUCAUGUUAAUUUUGCAUCUUGCUACUUUGCUAAAAGUGCUAAUAGGCUGUUCCUGGUGGAGUUUUUAGGGUCAUUUAUGUAUAAAAUCAUAUUAUUCACAAGUAAGCAUACUUUGAUUUCUUCUCUUCCUUUUAGGUUCCCCUUGACCUCUUUCAGUUGUCUAAUCACUCUAGCUAAAAAUUCAAGUUCUAUACGGAAGUUUUGGAGGGAGCAGACAACCUUGUCUUGUUCCUGAUUUUAGUAAAACUGCUUUGAGUCUAAGCCCCUUUGGGUUGAUGUUGGCUGUACACUUGCUGUAAAUCUCCUCUAUUAUGUUGAGUUAUGUCCCUUGUAUUCCCAGUCUCUCUUUCCCUUUUCAAAACUCUUAGAACUGAAAGUGUUUUGAAUUUUACAUUUGGAAAUAUUUGCAUAUAAUAUAAUGAGAUAUCUUCAGUUAGAAACAUUAAAUUCAUUUAUGUUCCAUGUAUGAGCAAUGUAUAUAUACAUACAUACACACAAAUAUAGUUUUAUACAGCAUUUUUAGUGUGUUUGUAUUUUUACCACAUUCUGUUCCAUGAAGUCAGAAAUAGAAUUUUCCAGGCAUAGUGUCAGGUUCUGGAGCGUUUCAGAUGUUAGGUCUCUACACUGAUGUUCAACCUGAGGCAGUGAGUGCAGAGUAGAAUAGUGGAUAACGUGUGAGCAGGACCUGGGGAGGAUGGGGUUUGGUGCCUGUUUAGAAUGUGACUGUGAAUCUAGGUGGGAAGAGCAUCUCAGGCCUGACUGUAUUGGCUCAGAGGCUGGCCAGCCAAGAAAUUAAUGGAGGAUAUGCCUAGUCCAAAAAGACAAAGUGGGGAAUUUGUAGACUUUUCCUGCUAAGACCUCAAUUUGUAUUUUUGAAGAACAGAAAGAAAUUCUGUGACGUGUUGAAAUAAUUUAAACCAUCUAAGACCAAGACACACAUAAUGAAGCAAUGCAUACUAUUUAUAUAAAAAAGGACAUGUCCUCUUAGACAACUUUAAAAUACCAGGAUCCGAAGUGGUUGAGAAUGUCUCUGCCAAGUCGACAAACAGCUAUUGUUAACCCCCCUCCACCAGAGUACAUAAACACUAAGAAGAGUGGGCGGUUGACGAAUCAGCUGCAGUUCCUACAGAGGGUUGUGCUGAAGGCCCUGUGGAAGCACGGCUUCUCUUGGCCUUUCCAACAGCCGGUGGACGCCGUGAAACUAAAGCUGCCUGACUAUUACACCAUCAUAAAAACCCCAAUGGAUUUAAAUACAAUUAAGAAGCGGUUGGAAAAUAAGUAUUAUGAGAAGGCUUCCGAAUGCAUAGAAGACUUCAACACAAUGUUCUCAAACUGCUACUUAUACAACAAGACUGGAGAUGACAUUGUUGUUAUGGCCCAAGCUCUAGAGAAGUUAUUUAUGCAGAAAUUAUCUCAGAUGCCACAAGAAGAGCAAGUUGUGGGUGGUAAGGAGAGAAUAAAGAAAGAUAUCCAACAAAAGAUAGCGGUUUCCUCUGCUAAGGAACAAAUCCCCUCCAAAGCGGCAGAGAAUGUCUUUAAGCGGCAAGAGAUUCCUUCUGGGCUUCCUGACAUCUCUCUCUCGCCCUUAAACAUGGCACAAGAAGCUCCCCCGAUCUGUGACUCGCAGUCUCUGGUCCAAAUUACAAAGGGUGUGAAGAGGCGAGCAGACACAACAACUCCUACCACUUCCAUAGCUAAAGCAAGUAGCGAAUCUCCUCCGACACUUAGAGAAACAAAGCCAGUGAACAUGCCAGUAAAAGAAAAUACAGUAAAGAACGUUUUGCCAGACUCUCAGCAACAACACAAAGUUUUAAAAACAGUCAAAGUAACGGAGCAAUUAAAGCACUGCAGCGAGAUUCUUAAAGAAAUGCUUGCCAAGAAACAUUUGCCGUAUGCAUGGCCCUUCUAUAAUCCUGUGGAUGCUGAUGCUUUGGGACUCCACAACUACUAUGACGUUGUCAAAAAUCCCAUGGAUCUCGGAACGAUCAAGGGGAAAAUGGACAAUCAAGAAUAUAAGGAUGCAUAUGAAUUUGCUGCAGAUGUCAGACUGAUGUUCAUGAACUGUUACAAGUAUAAUCCUCCCGAUCAUGAAGUUGUGGCGAUGGCUCGGACCCUUCAGGAUGUUUUUGAACUACAUUUUGCCAAGAUUCCCGAUGAACCUAUUGAGAGUAUGCAUGCAUGCCACCUUACAACAAACAGUGCACAAGCCCUCAGCAGAGAAAGCAGCAGCGAGGCCUCCUCGGGGGACGCCUCUUCUGAAGACUCUGAGGAUGAACGAGUGCAGCAUCUUGCCAAGCUUCAGGAGCAGCUUAAUGCUGUUCAUCAGCAGCUGCAAGUUCUGUCCCAAGUUCCAUUACGUAAGCUGAAGAAAAAGAAUGAGAAGUCCAAAAGGGCGCCAAAAAGGAAAAAGGUUAAUAACAGAGAUGAAAACCCAAGGAAAAAGCCUAAGCAAAUGAAGCAAAAGGAGAAGGCCAAAAUCAAUCAACCAAAGAAGAAGAAGCCGCUUUUGAAAUCGGAAGAGGAAGACAAUGCGAAGCCUAUGAACUACGAUGAGAAAAGGCAGCUGAGCUUGGACAUAAACAAACUGCCUGGAGACAAGCUUGGUCGAAUAGUUCACAUAAUACAGUCAAGGGAGCCUUCCCUGAGAAACUCCAACCCGGACGAGAUCGAGAUCGACUUUGAGACCCUGAAGGCAUCCACACUUAGAGAACUGGAGAAGUAUGUCCUGGCCUGUCUGAGGAAGAGGUCGCUGAAGCCCCAAGCAAAGAAGGUUGUCAGGUCUAAGGAGGAGCUCCAUUCUGAAAAAAAGCUGGAGCUGGAGAGGCGGUUGCUGGACGUCAACAAUCAGCUGAAUUGUAGGAAACGGCAAACGAAACGUCCAGCAAAAGUGGAGAAGCCGCCCCCGCCCCCGCCCCCGCCCCCGCCCCCGCCGCCUCCCCCGGAGCUGGCCAGUGGGUCUCGCCUGACCGACAGCAGCAGCAGCAGCGGCAGCGGCAGCGGCAGCAGCAGCAGCAGCAGCGGCAGCAGCAGCAGCAGCAGCUCCUCGGGGUCCGCGAGCAGCAGCAGCGACUCGAGCUCCUCCGACAGCAGCGAUUCUGAACCAGAAAUAUUUCCUAAAUUUACUGGAGUAAAACAGAAUGAUUUACCUCCAAAAGAAAAUAUAAAGCAGAUACAAUCUUCUGUGCAAGACAUAACCUCUGCUGAAGCUCCCCUUGCUCAGCAGAGCACAGCACCAUGCGGAGCCCCAGGGAAGCACUCCCAGCAGAUGCUUGGUUGCCAAGUGACACAGCAUCUGCAGGCCACAGAGAACACUGCAUCUGUGCAGACUCAGCCUCUUUCAGAGUAUGUGCUUCUAGGUGAUUGCAAGCGAGUAUUGCUUGGCCCCCCUGUGGUGCACACCUCUGCUGAGAGCCUCACAGUGCUGGAGCCAGAAUGCCAUGCUCCCGCGCAGAAGGAUAUAAAGAUUAAGAAUGCAGACUCUUGGAAAAGUUUAGGGAAGCCAGUGAAAGCAUCAAGUGUACUGAAGUCUUCAGAUGAGCUUUUCAACCAGUUUAGAAAAGCUGCAAUAGAAAAGGAGGUAAAGGCCCGGACACAGGAGCAGAUGCGGAAACACCUGGAGCAUAAUGCGAAGGACCCAAAAGUAUCUCAAGAAAAUCAGAGGGAGCCUGGAAGUGGAUUGACUCUAGAAUCUUUAUCAAGUAAAGUGCAAGAUAAGUCUCUUGAAGAAGAUCAGAGUGAACAGCAGCCACCGUCGGAAGCUCAAGACGUAAGCAAGCUCUGGCUUCUCAAAGACCGGAAUCUAGCGAGGGAGAAAGAGCAAGAGCGCAGGAGAAGAGAAGCAAUGGCGGGUACCAUUGAUAUGACUCUUCAAAGUGACAUUAUGACAAUGUUUGAAAAUAACUUUGAUUAAAACUCAGUUUGUAAAUUAACCCUCAACUUUAAAUGAAAGGUAAAAGUGUUUACAGUGGGCGUGGUUAAAGUGGUUACUUUAAACACCAGAAUGUCAAUCACUGAUUGUGUUCUGACUGCCCUAAAUAAUUUUUCAUUUACAUUUUAAUAAAUAUGUUCUUUUAAUGACAUAAUUGAUAAAAUGUUUUAUAAUUUUGACCUCUGAAAGUGGAUAGAUUUUAUUCAUCCUAAAGAGGACUGUCAGUGAUGUAAUAUAGUCCUGAUCUAAGUCUAAAAGGGAUCAUCAGAUUGAAAACAAAUGAAGAAUACAUAAAAGUAUAUAAAACACGUUUUGUUGAGAUUUUAACUUUUGUUUUUUGUCUAAACCUGUUUGUUGGUUAGUUGGUUUGUGUCCUUGUUUGAGACAGGGUCUCAUAUACUCAGGCUGGCUUUGGUGAACUCAACAUGUAGCCAAGGCUGGCCUUGAUCUCCUGAUUCUCCUGCCCUCAGCUCUCAAGUACUGGACUCCAGAAGUGUGUCUUCAUGCCUGGCUGAGUUGUUAACUUUUCAAAGAGAUAUGUGUCUGCUGUCAGAAUUGUAACAGAACUUCUAACAAGAAUACUUGGUUUCCAUGUGAGUCACAGUGUGUCAGAUUCUCUGCUAGUUCCAUGUUUAAAUUCCAUACUGCCUUUUGUUUUAAAGUAAUAUUAGCUAUGAUUUGAAAGGUGUUAAAUUUUAAGCAAAGUAAUAGUAAAUAUUGUGUAUACAAGCUUCUGUGGGAAUGUGUCAGACAUUUCUUAAAAUGUGUAGGUGAUAGCAAUGAAUAUUUGCCUAACCAGGGGAAAUUAUAGCCUAUGAAACAUUGAUGUUUUGUCAUUUUUCAAACUGCAUGCAUGUCUAACCAUAUGUAAUCUUUUUUAAAAUUUUAAACCUUUGAACAUUUGAAAUAUAACCUGAUUAAGGCAAUGCUGUGAUCUAAAGUACAAACUCAGUGUGUGUCCAGACAGGGAAGUGCACACCUGCUGUCCAGACAGGGCAGUGCACACCUGCUAUGCAGACAGGGCAGUGCACAUCUGCUGUCCAGACAGGGCAGUGCACACCUGCUAUGCAGACAGGGCAGUGCACACCUGCUGUCCAGACAGGGCAGUGCACACCUGCUAUGUAGACAGGGCAGUGCACACCUGCUGUCCAGACAGGGCAGUGCACACCUGCUGUCCAGACAGGGCAGUGCACACCUGCUGUCCAGACAGGGCAGUGAACACCUGCUGUCCAGACAGGGCAGUGCACACCUGCUGUAAUUCCAGUAUUUGGGGGGCAGAGGCAGAGAAGGAGUCACUGCUGAUAACUCAAGACCAGCCUGGUUCACAUAGCAAUCUUCAGAUUCUGGUCAUAGCCAGACCUCCUUGAUUGAGAAGAACCAAGAAAGAGAGAGAGAAAGAGAGUAAGAAGAUGGUAUUGCUUUCAGGAAACAUUGCUUUCAGGAAACAACCAGAAUUAAAGUGAUAGAUAUUUUGUUGUACCUAUUUUCUACUUUUUAAUUAAAAACUUUAUAUGAUA
This is a messenger RNA of Mus musculus (house mouse), 6026 nucleotides long. RefSeq names its product bromodomain, testis-specific (gene Brdt). NCBI's taxonomy places the organism in Eukaryota, Metazoa, Chordata, Mammalia, Rodentia, Muridae. Gene Ontology annotation, biological process: regulation of DNA-templated transcription. Gene Ontology annotation, molecular function: histone binding. Gene Ontology annotation, cellular component: nucleus. The record is from RefSeq and is a predicted model, not a curated record. The coding region runs from base 1606 to 4491 and encodes 961 amino acids. The transcript is spliced from 19 exons.